AUGGCUGAUAAGCGCAAAUCUAGCUAUUCCAAGAAACGGGAGUCGUCAUUGACAAAGAAGGAUGCUCAGGACAAGAUCAAAAAGCUCUUCGACCAGAAACUUCAAGGGGCUACGGGAAGUCAGCGAAUUACUGUCUCAGCAGGAGCUCGUUCAAGAUCGACGAUGGCUCGAGAAUCGCGUGCGAUGUCUGCCGUUGGGUCCAACAAAAUGUCAGUAAAGAAGGAUAACAUGGAUUCUAAUCAGAGGGCAGAGGCUGGUGCUUUGGAAGCUCAUCUGCGUGCUAUUCAGCCUUUCAAUGAGUGUUGGUUUGUUGAAAGCACAAUCAGUGCUGGUACAUAUGGUGUUGCUUUUCGUGUGUUACACAAAAACGAAAAGACCAAAGCAGUCAUCAAAGUUGCGAGAAGUUUGUCUGGAAGUGCCAAUUCUGCUGCUGAAUGGGAAGCUUUUGUUCUUGAGAAAAUGUGGAGAAGGGAGCCUGGAGCGAAUGUUGUGCGUAUUUUGGAUAAAGGAAUGCUGCAAGACCAAAAUGACGAGGCUCUCGAAUUUAUGGCUUUGGAAUUUUGUGACACUUCUGUGCGUGAAUACAUUAAUGGGGCCAAAGGAUUUGAGCGUAAAGAACGUGUUUGUCGUGUGGCUUUAGGUUCUCUGAAGGGAUUGUAUGAUCUCCACGCCAACGGGUUUUUGCAUCGUGAUAUGAAGCCAGAUAAUAUGGGAAUGAUCACUAAACCCGAUUUGGAUCCUGUUUGUGUUCUAUAUGAUCUUGGAAUGGCUAGAAUGUAUACAGAUGGAGACGGAAAUCUGCGAACACCUCGAACAAUCUGUCCGUUUCGUGGAACUCCUGAGUGGGCAUCUGGACAUUCAAUCAAAGGCAGAGAACAGACUCGUUUUGACGAUCUUGUUGGUUGGUUCUAUGUAAUGGUGGAGCUGUUUGAUCAGUCAAUGAUUGAUGAUACUUCGUUGCCUUUUCCUUGGGAUUUUGUUACGGAUAAGAGUACUCCUGCUAUGCGUUAUCUAAAGUCAAUUUAUUCGCCUGCUCGUCUUUUGCUCAAACGAUGUCCACCACAAUUCAAUUCAAUCUAUAUGUAUUUGAUGUGUGCUAAUCGAAGUAAUGCUCCUGACUACGAUUAUAUUGCAAACCUUGUUGGAACUGCAAUAGAGCUUAGCAAGGCUUAUAGCAUUAAACAAGAAGAGGAAAAGGCUAGCCUUAAUAAUGGAAAUGAUGAUGUUGAGGAAGGUGAAGAUACUAUUGGAGAGGAAGUGGCUAAGAAACCUAAGGGGAAACGAAAGUCUGCGGAAAAGACUGCAAAAGAAGUGAGUAGUAAAUGAAGGAAGAAAUUGAAUUUGUAUAUUGUUUGUUUGUUGUAUAUCUAGUAUCCAAAUCCUAAUUGUAAUUGUA
Meloidogyne enterolobii is the source of this 1396-nucleotide messenger RNA. The record is from the annotation of a GenBank genome assembly. Lineage: Eukaryota; Metazoa; Nematoda; Chromadorea; Rhabditida; Meloidogynidae.